CCGACGGCGCGCCGUUCCCCCCCUGCCUAGAUCGUCCGCCCCUCUGCUCCGAAAUCGACGCCGGCCUCCACCGCCCGCCCGCCCGCCCAUCUGCUGCUCCUGCUCCGGCAUCUCCACCUCCGUGCAGCCCGGCGCGGCCAGAUGGAGGCGGCGGCCGGAAGGGGCCUGGACCUGGCCGGCCCGCUCCGGGACCUCCUCCCGCCGGUGGACUUCUGCUGCGCGUACGGCUCCACCCUCACCCACGCCCGCCCCGACGGCACCUCCAUGGUCGACUACAUCCUCGGCGUCGCCGACCCCCUCCAGUGGCACUCCGAGAACUUGGCGAGGAACCCCACACAUUACUCUAGCUGGAUGGCGCGCCGUGGCCCCGAAGCCGUCACUUGGCUCGCAGAUCGUGUCGGUGUCGGGGUCUACUUUAAUCCCUUUGUCGAGUGGGGAGACAAGAGGAUCAAGUAUGGGGUGGUAGCGAUGAAGGACCUGACGGCGGAUAUCUUGACCUGGGACCAGUUCUACCUAAGUGGCCGACUGCAAAAACCUGUCCAUGUUCUUGUCGAUAACUGGGAUAUAAGGAAGGUUAACACAGUUAAUCUGAAAAUGGCAGCUGCAGCUUCUCUGCUUCUUUUGCCAAAAGAAUUCACAGAGCAUGACCUAUACGCAAAAAUUUGCGGCCUAUCUUAUAUGGGUGACAUAAGGAUGUUAUUUGCCGAAGACAAAUAUAAGGUCAAGAAGAUUGUGGACGGUAGUUUCCAGCCAUUUCAAUUGAUGUACAGACCCCUGAUACAGGAGUAUAUUUCUGAAGGGAUACUGAAGAUGUCAGAUUACAGACAACAAAAGGCUUUCAAGCAGGACUGUGGUGUAUCUGCAACGAAUGAACUGUUCUCUUCUCUCCCGCGUAUGAUCCAAAGGAGACUGCAGGGAAGAUUCACAUCAAAUAGCACAGAAAUACUGACUCACAUACCGACCCGCACGUUGGUUCCAUCGAAAGAGGUGGCAGCGGCAUCCGUCCGCACGGCUCUGAGGCGCCGCGUAAUGGUUUCGAGCGCACGGCAAGCAGCUUGUGGGCUGCUCGCCUCUGGCGGCCUGGUCGCCGCGCGGUACCUGGGGAAGAAAAUGUCCAAGGCCUUGAGCACCCGAUGUUUGACUUUUUUUUAGUAGUUAUUAUACAUACGGAAGUCUUGGCUUCCCCUAGUUUAACAUUUAGGAUAUGUUUGUUGUAGACUUAAAAGAGUGCACUGGUGGGUUGAAUCAAGCAUUAGUGGUUAUAUAACAUUCGUGGUAGUGGAGACGAAACAAAGGAGAAAAUGAUUGUCU
Messenger RNA from Triticum urartu, 1311 nucleotides. Lineage: Eukaryota; Viridiplantae; Streptophyta; Magnoliopsida; Poales; Poaceae. The record is from RefSeq and is a predicted model, not a curated record.